AUGCAGCGCAUAAGACACAAAACAAAACAUAAGCCGUUUGGUUUCAGUCACCAUCUGUUUCAUUGUCUUAAGGAAAAUUUAGUGUUGAUUUAUCCGAAGAAGAAAGAAGAAUGUGAAGCCUCCAGGAAAUUCAAUUUCGGUUGCACUCCAUCAGACAUGACAGAUGAUGAAGUUCACUUAGUGAAUGGAAACUUCACAUCCAUUAUAAGUUUUCCAGAAUGA
Molecule: messenger RNA, 222 nt
Organism: Clunio marinus
Lineage: Eukaryota; Metazoa; Arthropoda; Insecta; Diptera; Chironomidae
Source: the annotation of a GenBank genome assembly